This is a messenger RNA of Marmota monax (woodchuck), 2035 nucleotides long. RefSeq names its product actin related protein 2/3 complex subunit 5 (gene Arpc5). Gene Ontology annotation, cellular component: Arp2/3 protein complex; cytoplasm; actin cytoskeleton. The record is from RefSeq and is a predicted model, not a curated record. The transcript is spliced from 4 exons. Bases 205 to 669 code for a protein of 154 amino acids. Gene Ontology annotation, biological process: Arp2/3 complex-mediated actin nucleation; regulation of actin filament polymerization; cell migration. Gene Ontology annotation, molecular function: actin filament binding. NCBI's taxonomy places the organism in Eukaryota, Metazoa, Chordata, Mammalia, Rodentia, Sciuridae.
GGGGCUCGAGGAGAGCGCGAACCUGAGGAGGAAGAAGCUGGACCAGCGCGCAGGCCCAGAACCGCCCGAGCCGCGGCUGCGGCUACGCCCCAGAACGGAAGAGGGAAGUGAAUCCAGAGCCGUGCAGUGGGUUUCUGCCGGGCUGGGCUUGCUGAGCUAGAGGCAGCAGCGAGAGGAGGCCUUGGCCACGGGUCCGGCUUCGGGAUGUCGAAGAACACGGUGUCGUCUGCCCGCUUCCGGAAGGUGGACGUGGAUGAGUACGACGAGAACAAGUUCGUGGACGAGGAGGACGGGGGCGACGGGCAGGCCGGGCCCGACGAGGGCGAGGUGGACUCCUGCCUGCGGCACACCAUCACAGGAAACAUGAUAGCUGCUCUCCAGGCAGCUCUGAAAAAUCCCCCUAUCAACACCAAGAGUCAGGCGGUGAAGGAUCGGGCAGGCAGCAUUGUCUUGAAGGUGCUCAUCUCUUUUAAAGCUAAUGAUAUCGAAAAGGCUGUUCAAUCUCUGGACAAGAAUGGUGUGGAUCUCCUAAUGAAGUAUAUUUAUAAGGGCUUUGAGAGCCCAUCUGACAAUAGCAGUGCUAUGUUACUACAGUGGCAUGAAAAGGCACUCGCUGCUGGAGGAGUAGGGUCCAUUGUUCGUGUCCUGACUGCAAGGAAAACGGUGUAGUCCAGCAGGAACUGGAUCCACCGCAGGAGUGGGAGUUGCUGGUACAAAGACCAAAACAACCAAAUGCCACGGCUGCCCUGUGGGUAGCAUCUGUUUUUCUCAGCUUUGCCUUCUUGCUUCCUUUUUCAUAUCUACAAAGAAGAAAAUUACAUGCCAGUUUUCCUUUCAUGAAAAUUGGGAUAAUGUGGAGGAAAUUUGGUUUCAGCAGGAUUGUUUCAUCCUCUCGUAACCAUUUCAAUGAUGUUUAUACCAGUCUGUGUAGAGUAUCAUUUACAUUCAGAUUUAAUUGUGCAAUCUUAAACCCCUAUCAGCUGGUUACUGUGUUGUUGGUUUGUUUCCCCCCCCCCCUCCGACUAAUAUGAGGGAUCUGAUCAGAAUUUGAGGCCAGUUUCCUAACUCAUUGCUAGUCAGAAAGUGAUCUUUAUUAAAAAAAAAUAUAUAUAUAUAUAUAUAUAUUAUAUAUAUAUAUAUAUAUAUUUGAGAAGCUGGCAGCUAUUAACAUUGCAAAACUGGACCAUACUCCCUUAUUUAAGCAAAAUGUGUUUCUGGAACAAGUGGUGGGUGAAAACCAUUACUAAUUUCCAAUUUUAUUUCUCCUUGUCUCCAGAUUAUGCUGUGAGUUUUAAGAACGCUACUUCCUUUCAACAUUCAAUUAUCAUGGCCUCUUGAUUUCUUUGUGGUCACCCAGGGUCCUGAACAAGGAGUCUUGUUCUAUACAGGUGUAUCUAUAAAAUAUCAGAGCCUGUUUGGCUUGAUAUUAAAGCUUUGGUGUGUCAAUAAUGUGGCUCCCUUUGGGGAAACUACUCCAAAUCAGAAAGGAUGAGGAAACUAUGAUGUAGUUCAAACUCUGGGCAGUCUCUGAAUGAAAUACUGUUUCUUUAGAAAAACAGUAGCUGCCUUAGACAUUAUGAUGACAAAUAUGAAUAUUUAUUUUACCAUUUAGUAUGCCCUAUAAAUGUCCUCAGUGUUCUUCAGGGUAAUUGGGAUCUCAAAAGAUUUGGUUCAGAUCCAAACAAAUAACAUAUUCUGUGUUCAGCUCAGUGUUUCUUAAAAAAAAAAAAGUCACACAGCAAAAAAUUGUUUACUUUGUUGGACAAACCAAAUCGGUUCUCAAAAAGUGGCCGGUGCUUAUAAAAAGCUAUUAUUUCAGAGUAGCUCCAAAAAAAACCACCUGAAAGCAUAUGACCAAGAGGGAAAUUAGCCUGUGUUUAAUAUUUACAUUGGCUACCAGUUUCAUAAUCACUGACUUAUAUGAAAACUGGUGCAGAAAUUCUAUAAACUCUGCUGUUUUUGAUACCUGCUUUUUGUUUUGUUUUGUAAAAAUUAUAAAACUUCAGAAAAUAAAAUGUCAGUGUUGAAUAAUUUA